Messenger RNA from Vicugna pacos (alpaca), 2166 nucleotides. RefSeq lists its product as uncharacterized. Lineage: Eukaryota; Metazoa; Chordata; Mammalia; Artiodactyla; Camelidae. The record is from RefSeq and is a predicted model, not a curated record. Gene Ontology annotation, biological process: regulation of DNA-templated transcription.
UGGUCAUUUCGUGGGACAUCCUUCACCUGAGACAGAUUUCUGAACAGAGAUUUAGGGCAGAUCCAGAAGAAACUAUAAACAUAACAUCCCAGUUACUGGGCAUUUUCCAAAUCGGAAGAAAAUGACGAAGGCCCAGGGAUCGCUGACCCUGAAGGAUGUGGCCGUGGACUUCACACGGGAGGAGUGGCAGCUCCUGACCCCUGCCCAGAAGGCCCUGUAUCGGGAGGUGAUGCUGCAGAACUACAGCCACCUGGUGUCCGUGGAAAUUGAGAAAGUGGCUGGUCUUGUGCAGCUGCACUGGCAAAACCAAAAUAUGCCGCAGAGGAUGGAACAGUGUUAUGGACAGGAUGCGUUUGGGAAUAGUAUUCAUUGGAGCAAAAAUUGUUUUCCUUUAAAGCCAAAUCAUGAUGUAUUUGAUUUACAUGGAAAAACUUUGAAACCAUAUUUAGAUGUAAUCAACCAGAGUAGUCGCUUUGACCCAGAAGAGCCUGCUGAGCUUACUGGAGAGGGAAGAGCCUUGCUUCACGCUAAUCGUGAGCAAACUCAUCCUGAACUUGAACAUCAGCAAAUACACAAAAUAGAGAACACCUAUGAAUGUGCUGAAUGUGGAAAAGCCUUCCUCAAGAAGUGUCGGCUCAACGAACAUAAGAGAAUUCAUACAGGAAAGAAACCCCACGGAUGUGGUGUGUGUGGGAAAGCUUUCUCCAAGAAGUUCAAGCUCACUGAACAUGAGCGAUCUCACAAAGGAGAGAAACCCCAUGAGUGUGGUGAGUGUGGAAAAGCCUUCCUCAGGAAAUUUCAGCUUACGGAACACCAGAAGACUCAUACGGGAAAUAAACCCCACGUGUGCGGUGUAUGUGGGAAGGCAUUCUACAGAAAGUCCAAGCUAAUUGAGCACCAGAGAACUCACACAGGAGAGAAGCCUUAUGAAUGUACUAAUUGUGGCAAAGCCUUCUGCAGGAAGCGAGAACUCAUUGUACAUCAGAGAAACGAAAGAGGAGAGAAACCCCACGGGUGCAGUGAGUGUGGGAAGGCUUUUUCCACAAAAACGCAGCUCAUUCUGCAUCAGAAAACUCACACAGGAGAGAAGCCUUACACAUGCAGUGAAUGUGGAAAAGGUUUCAUCCAGAAGGGUAAUCUUAAUAUCCAUCAGCGAACUCACACUGGAGAGAAGCCCUAUGGAUGCACUGAGUGUGGAAAGGCCUUCAGCCAGAAGGCCUGCCUCGUCGCACAUCAGCGAUUUCAUACAGGAAGGACUCCCUUUGUCUGUACCGACUGCGGAAAAUCCUGUUCGCAGAAAUCAGGACUCAUUAAACAUCAGAGAAUUCACACAGGAGAGAAGCCCUAUGGGUGCAGUGACUGUGGGAAAGCCUUCACGACAAGGACAACGCUGAUUGUCCAUCACAGAACUCACACAGGAGAGAGACCCUAUGGAUGCACCGAGUGUGGGAAGGCUUUCUCUAACAUAUCCUACCUGGUUAAGCAUAAGAGGACACACACAAGAGAGCAACAUGUAGAUUUAGUGAAGGUGUAAUGUCCUUCCACAAAGGGUCACAGCUUUUAGAUUCCAGUGAACUCAUGCAGGAGGAAGACCCUGUUAGUACGGUGACUGUAUAGAUGCCUUCUGUGACCCCUCAGGGGGCUCCUAGCAGAUAGGAAUGUAGUCCUUGGGGGCCAGCCAAUGCCAAAUGUGCAUCCUCAGGAGACAGUGUGUGUGUGCAGGAGAGAAACCUUAUGAAUGCAGUGAAUGUGGUUAUGCCUUCAGUGGUCAAUCACAUUUUAUGUCACAAAAAACACACAGGAAAACACUGGUGCAUUGUUUGGAAAAGCCUUGAGCAACAAUGUCUACCUGAUGAUAUGGUGAUGUGUACACUGAAAGCCUGUGAGUGAGGAGCUUAGGGAGGCUGUGUUUUGGAAGAUAGGCCGUGUCUCCCAUCAGCCAUCAUCGGUGCACUCACAGUGAGUAGAAAUAUAAUGAAAGUGGGAGGGAAAGUCCUUGCCCUCAACAGGUGUCAUUACAUACUGGGGAGAAACUGUUGGAAGGCAGUGAACGGGGCAGGGUUCUCAGUGCCUCAUCUACUAGCUGGUGAAAUCAUAUAAAACUAGCACUGUGAACACACUAACUGGAAAGCCUUUAACAAAAUAUUAAAGUUCUUUUGAAGCAAA